UUCAUUUUUGUAUUAUUGUGUUAAUAAACAGUUAUAACCAUGUUUCUGUUCUGGAUUCCCUUUGAAGACUUUUUCCUUUGAAAGCUUUUUUUUAAAAAUUGCUUUCUACAGAAGCAUAGUUCCCUUGUUGCAUCAUCACUCCUCCCCACUCUCUUUUUCAAUAAGUUGAGGGGAACUAUCCACCAGUUGUUCAUGCAAAGACGUUGGGAGCUUUGAUAGCACACUUGAAGGGAGAACAGACGGGAAGGACUAACAAUGGCGAACAACAGUUCGGGAUUUGAGAAUAUAACAGGUCCACAGCUCAACAACUCAGAGUUUUCAAACAUGGAAAUUUUCAAUAUAUUCAUAUACUUUGUCGUCCUUGCUCUGGGUUUUGUUGGAAACGGGCUUGUCAUAUAUGUGACUGGCUACAAAAUGAAGACGACCGUCAACUCCAUUUGGUUUCUCAGCUUGGCGAUUGCAGACUUCAUAUUCAUCUUAGUCAUCAUCCUCAACAUAGUUCAUGCCUUUAACAAGAGGGUUUGGCUCUUUGGUGACUUCAUGUGCAAAGUUCUAUCCUUCGUGUCAGUUCUAAACAUGUUUGCAAGCAUUUUUUUGCUCACUGCCAUCAGUCUGGACCGAUGCCUGUCCACCUGGGUGAUUGUUUGGGCUCAAAACAAACGAACUCUGGUAAAAGCCAGGAUCAUCUGUACACUCAUGUGGGUUUUAGCCAUUUGCUGCAGCAUCCCAUUCGUCCUCUUCCGCUCAGGGAAGAAUAAAAAAUGUUCCUAUGAUUGUCAUAUAAGCAUCACAAAGUCUCUGUUCAUAUACAGGUUUAUAGUGGGCUUUCUCAUCCCCUUUCUGAUCAUUGCAUCUUCAUACAUUGCUAUCGGAGUGCGGGCCAAACGUCUCAAAAGAGGAAAGAAGCUAAAGCCUUUCCGGGUCAUUAUAUCUGUAAUCCUGGCCUUUUUCAUAUGCUGGUUUCCUUUUCAUGUUCAACAACUGUCUCUCGUAAUUGCAAACGAAAAUGGGUGGAGUGACACUGAAAAAGUAAUCAGUCAAAUAGGACAAUUCGUUUACUGCCUGGUUCAUCUCAACAGCUGUCUGAACCCCAUUCUCUAUGUGUUCAUGUGCGAGGAGUUUAAAAUGAAGCUUAAACAAUCUCUGCUGCUGGUGCUGGAGACGGCUUUUGCUGAGGAUAAUCUGUCUUUCCGAACAUCUCGCGCUUCCACAUGUUCACGCCUCUCAGAAUCACAAGGUCUCAAACAGAAAAAUGGAACAACCAUCUCAUCAUGCGGCAGCGGCCAGGACAGCAAGACUUGCUGUUAGAAAAGCAGUCUCAGAGAUAUUCAUUCCCCAUGUUAGACUGAAGUGAUCUGAGAAAGUGUAUUAGGAAGCGCUUGCUGCAUGACGUUGAUGGUUGUUGAUGACUGCCAUCUCAUUCCAGAGAUCCAAAACCUCUGGAAUGAGAUGGCAGGCAUCAACAACCAUCAACGUCAUGCAGCAAGCAGUUGUUUCAAAGACAGUUUGAAGGUUUAAAUGUUGCAAUUUAUGUACCAUCAUUGUCAUCAAACUAAAAACAAUGACUUUUCAUUGUUGACUCUGACAUGCCCCCAUUUUCCACUGGCUGGAACAACUGAUAGCCACGCCCCAAACUCACGCCAUUGGUCAGGACAAUGUUGCUGCUUAUAGUUUGGUUAAAAAUUGUUUGUGUUGUUUAUGUUUUUAAUGGAAAGUCUACAAAUGAUUUAUUUUAUACUUGACUUUGACUUUGCUUAUUAAAGUGGCUUUGUAGAAAUAUUUUAACAUUAUAAAAUAUUUUCAAUAUAUCUUGUCACUGGCUUGUUUUACACAAAAGUUUAGCCACAUUGUAAUACUGUUAAUAAAAAGCUCUAAUAUA
Messenger RNA from Carassius gibelio (silver crucian carp), 1879 nucleotides. Its product is annotated as C3a anaphylatoxin chemotactic receptor-like. The transcript is spliced from 2 exons. Gene Ontology annotation, molecular function: complement receptor activity; G protein-coupled receptor activity. Gene Ontology annotation, cellular component: plasma membrane. Gene Ontology annotation, biological process: phospholipase C-activating G protein-coupled receptor signaling pathway; inflammatory response; positive regulation of cytosolic calcium ion concentration. Lineage: Eukaryota; Metazoa; Chordata; Actinopteri; Cypriniformes; Cyprinidae. The coding region runs from base 256 to 1308 and encodes 350 amino acids. The record is from RefSeq and is a predicted model, not a curated record.